Messenger RNA from Medicago truncatula (barrel medic), 2020 nucleotides. Its product is annotated as binding partner of ACD11 1. The transcript has a single exon. Bases 1403 to 1867 code for a protein of 154 amino acids. The record is from RefSeq and is a predicted model, not a curated record. NCBI's taxonomy places the organism in Eukaryota, Viridiplantae, Streptophyta, Magnoliopsida, Fabales, Fabaceae.
ACUAAUAGUCAGCUUGUUGGUUGGCUAAGCUUUCAUAGGGAUUGGUAUGGUAGUUGCUGCAUGUAUGGCUUAUGUAUCCAAAUGCACUUAAUGCAUCUACCGGCAUUCAGUCGACUCUUGCAUUACACGAAUCAGAAUUUCCUUGCUUUGUGCAAUUCAAAAUUUGUAUGGUAUCAGGCGCUAAUGCGGAGCCUUGGUUGUCAUUCAAUUUCUUUUUUAACAUUCUUCAUCUCCAACCUCUAAACAAUUGGUUACUAGUCACAAACCCAUCUACUCCGUUUUACCUCCAUCAUGGUGAGAAUAAUCAUUUAUCCUUGUUUCUCCCCCAUGAGACAGAGAUAAUUACUAUGCUUGGGUUUGUGCAAUCUAGCUUUUUAUGAUGUUAAAUAAACUUAAGUUUAUAGAUGGAAGUUUGGAGCCACCCCUAUCCUCAAACUUCAUAUACGAACCUUGGACCAGAUGCAACAUUAUGGUGAUAUCUUUCAUCUUGCAUUAAAUUUCAAAUUCUAUUAUAGGAAGACAACUAACUAUAUGUUGUUUUGGCAAAUUGUGCUCGUCUUCUGCUCGUUUACAUGAUAUAUUUGUAGUACAAAUAAUAAUAAUACCAGCAUUUUCCCACCUUUUGGAUAAUACUACACAACAAUCCUAAAACAAAUGUGUGGAAAGAUUCUCAAGAAAGGUUAUUACAAGGUGAUAUUUUCAAGUGGCUGAAAUUCAAGAGCCCUAUUGAUUCCAACACUGAAUCUUAGAGUAUCUUAGUAUUUAUAUAAUUGAAGGACAUGGAUGAAAACUUCUGAGAGCCUGCACUUAAUAAGACUGUGACUUAGUGAUUUAGUGUGAGGUCUUAAAUUGUGUUAAUUGGCCCACCACUGAGCAUUGUAAAGCAUUUUAUCCAGUGAUUCAAGAAUGGAGACAAAUGAUAACCCCUCUAAUCAUUGGUGUUAAUGACAAUUUUGUUGUCAUAGCCUCAAAUUCAUUCUUUUCAGAGAAUCGAUGGUAGGAUCGCAAGGCAAAAUAGGACGAUUUUAUUGUAUUCAUGGUGAAAUAUCCCACCCACCGUGCGUUUAGCCACAACUCUAAUUUAAAGCUUCUAAACGUACCACCGUCGAACCAAACAUAAGCUAAGAUAUACCUAAGGCUGGACAAAAUUCAAAACAUAGUAAGAUUUGCUCUCGAUGUGGAAGGAAUAACCAUUCCAUGGAUACAUUCUACUUCAAGCAUGGACUUCCACCAGAUUUGCAAAAAAGGGAAAUAAGGCAGGAGUGAAUUUCAUGCAAUGAACCUGAAUUAGCCACAUAUAGUGGUCAAAAUUCUGCAAAAUUCGGAAUAACUUUCACACGAGCAGUAUUAAAAAGUAAUUGAUCUUACUUCAAUUUUUUUUGCAGAGGAUGUAGUCUCCAGCAUGGCAGCCAAAGGCUUUACCUUAGGCAAAGAUGCUGUCAACAAAGCAAAGACUUUUGAUGAGAAGCUCCAGUUAUCAUCAAAAGCCUCCGUAACAGUUGCAUCUAUUGACCAAAAACUUGGGCUUAGUGAGAAAAUAGGUGCUGGUGCUUCAGUUGUGGGUGAUAAAGUUCGAGAAGUGGAUCAAAAGUUUCUCGUUUCCGAAAAGACAAAAUCAGCAUUUGCAGCUGCGGAACAGACAGUCAGCACCGCUGGUUCUGCCAUAAUGAAGAAUCGCUAUGUACUUACUGGGGCCUCUUGGGUAACGGGUGCUUUUAACAGGGUUUCUAAGGCAGCUGUGGAAGUAAGCCAAAAAACAAAAGAGAAAGUGGAGAAUGCAGAACAGCAAGAGAAGCGACAGGUUGAAGAUCAGUAUGCACAGGUCCUUUCCGAGCCCUCAAAAGCAGCAGCAGCAAGUGAGCAGUAGUCUUCCAAGCUUGGUCCUGCUCCUGCUCAGGGUUUGAUCCUCUGAUUUGCUUCUUCCGUAUAUAUUUAUAUUGUUUGAAACUCCUGUUUCCAGACUAUCUUGUAUUUGUUUUUUGCAAAUUGGAUGUGAAUGAACGAUAGGUUUGACCAGUUA